Molecule: messenger RNA, 3723 nt
Organism: Paramuricea clavata
Lineage: Eukaryota; Metazoa; Cnidaria; Anthozoa; Malacalcyonacea; Plexauridae
Source: the annotation of a GenBank genome assembly
AUGACUGGUAAGGUUAUAAGAAGUAAAUUAGGCCCUGUUGCAUGUAAAACUAGAGUGGGAUGGGUACUUAGUGGUCGAAUUGGUUCAAGUACAUCAGAUAUGCAUUGUUUUGAAACACAUUUGCUACGUGCUUCGGUGGAGCAGUCAGAGUCAGACAUAAGCUUACGGCAAGAACUGGAUAAGUUUUGGAAUGUGGAGAGCAUAGGCACUAAAACUGACAGUGUUGUUGACCAAUUCGAAAAUGACAUUAUUCAUGACGGAACUAGGUACAUCACAAAAUUACCAUUUAAACCUGAUCAUGAGGUGCUCCCUGACAAUUUUAAGGUUUGUGAAGGACGGCUUAAAUCACUAAAGAAUAAGUUGGCUGUGAGUAACAUUUUGCAGGAAUACAAUCAAAUAUUCUCGGAGUAUGAAGAAAACGGUAUAAUAGAGCGUGUUCCAUCAGCUGAGGUUGCAAGGGAAACAGGGCAAGUACACUACCUUCCCCAUAGGCCGGUUAUACGUAAUGAUAAACAGACUACCAAAAUACGUGCAGUAUUUGAUGCCUCAUGUAAAGUCAGUGGUCCUUCUUUAAAUGAAUGCCUUUAUUCAGGUCCUAACCUGAUAGCUAAGAUUUUUGAUAUUUUACUUAGGUUUAGAUUGAAUAAGAUUGGGGUAUUAGCUGACAUAAAACAAGCUUUUCUAAAUGUUGGUAUAGAUGUACAGCAUAGAGACUACCUUAGAUUUUUGUGGUAUGAUUUGCAAGCUGAGGAUGAGCAGGUAGUAAUUUACAGGUUUUUAAGAGUAGUUUUCGGAAUUACGAGUAGUCCAUUUUUAUUGAAUGGGACCAUACGACGUCACCUCAGUAAUUACUUAGAGAAAGAAAGAGAAAUAGCACAGCGAGUUAAAGAUGAUCUUUAUGUUGAUGAUUUGGUCAGUGGCUGUAAUAAACUUGAGGAGGGUAAAGCCCUAUAUGAUAGAAGUAAGGCAAUUUUAUCUGAAGCCGGUUUUAAUUUGCGCAAAUGGGUCACCAAUGACAAAGAAUUAGCAGGGUACAUUGCGUCAAGGGAAAACGGAGACAACAAUUUACUAGAUAAAGAUAAUGACAUGACUUAUUUUGAGGCAACGUCACCAAACAUCACUGGCGAGCAUCAAGUUGUUUUAGGUGUAGGGUGGGACACAACCUCUGAUGAAUUAAUUUUUCGUUUCGACGAUUUGAUUUCAAAAUGUGCCACCGUUAAACACACGAAAAGGAAUAUGUUGAGCAUUUCUGCUUCUAUUUUCGACCCAUUAGGUUUCAUUGCUCCAGUCACUGCCAAAAUCAAAACCAUUUUUCAGUUGCGUUGCAAAGAUAAAUUGGACUGGGAUGAAAUUAUACCUGAAAAAAUUGCGGAUGUUUGGACCAAAUUUGUCGAGGAAUUAAAACAGCUCGCGGAAGUACGGCAUAGUCGGUUUGUGUUUACAUCUAAUUUUUCCUCCGGUAGUCAUAUAGAGCUUCAUGGUUUUUGUGAUAGCUCUAAAGAAGUUUACUGUGCGGUUGUCUACCUACGGCUUGUCUAUCAGGGCGCGGUCCAUGUAUGUUUUUUAGCUUCAAAAACUAAGGUAGCUCCCUUAAAAACACUCACGAUUCCUCGGUUAGAACUCUUGGGGUGCUUACUCCUUAGCAAAUUAAUUCGCGAAGUACUCAUAGGAGUUGAAAACCGAAUUAAUUUGCAUGAUAUAUUCUGUUGGACUGAUUCCGAGGUUGCUCUUUGUUGGGUUAAUGGGAAGGAGAAGAGUUGUGAACCUUGGAUUGAGAAUAGGGUUGUGGCUAUAAGGAAAGUGGUGGAUCGUGAGAAGUGGCAUUUUGUUAGGGGUGAGGUAAAUCCUGCUGAUAUCCCUACUCGACUGUCUUCAAAUUUAAAAGAUUCUUUUUCAGGCUGUUGGUUUAGGGGACCUUUGAUGUUGUGGUCACAGGAGUAGGAAGUUGACAGGGUAAAAGCUAGUUGUGGUAACGAAAACUCUUUGGUUGGGAGGGUUGAUGUAGAAGUUCCUACUGAAGUUGUCAACUUCAGUAACACGACAGAGAAGGGCACGCCUAACAACAGCAGAUGUUCAAUUAGUGCUGUCAUUGAUUGUACUCGUUACAGUUCAUUAAAGAAACUUGUUCUGGUUACUGGGUAUGUGAUACGUUUCAUAAAGAACGUACGGAAACGAGUAAAGAAACAAGACGAUCUGGUUUGCGAGGACGUAUUGACUGUCAGUGAAUAUAACGCAGCGUCACACAUGUGGAUAAAGGACGAGCAGUUAUUAAUGAAAGAACAAGAUAAUUAUGCCAACCUCUGUGCUUCACUUCGCCUAUUUGAAGACAAAGAUGAACUGUUACGACUAAAGGGACGGUUUGCUAAUACGUCAUUAAAGCAUGAAGAACAACACCCAGUUAUACUUCGAAGCAAGAACGAUAGUUAUUUCACUCGGUUAGUUAUUUUGGAUGCUCAUGAAGCGACGUUACAUCAUGGCGUGGAAACAACAUUGGCACAUAUUCGGCGCAAAUUCUGGAUUGUAAAAGGACGGAAAAGCGUAAAGGAAGUUUUAAGGAAAUGUGUUACGUGUACAAGAUAUCAGGGGCGACCGGUACGUGCUCCUGCGAGCCCUGAUUUACCGCAUUUUAGAGUGGAUCACUUGGCGCAUGCUUUCCAAUUUACUGGUCUGGAUUUCGCAGGACCUUUAUUUGUGAAGGAUGGGCUGGGAAACAAUAAAUCGUAUAUUUUGUUGCUGACGUGUGCUUCGAGCCGUGCUAUCCAUUUGGAACUUGUUUCGGACAUGUCAGUUCACGGUUUUCUGCGGGGAUUCAAACGAUUCAUGGCGCGAAGAGGAAUUCCAGAUUUAGUUAUAAACGACAAUUUCAAAACAUUUAAAUCAGCGGAGGUAAAGAAAUUCAUGACACUGCAAGGUAUUCAACAGUAUUUUAUUUUACCUGCUUCGCCAUGGUGGGGCGGGUUUUACGAGCGUUUAGUCCGAUCGGUAAAGGGAUGCUUGAAGAAAACUCUUGGUAAAGCAUUCAUAACGUUUGAGGAACUUCAAACUAUAUUAUGUGAGAUAGAGGUCGCAAUCAACAACCGACCGUUAGCUUAUGUGAGCGAGGACGAUUUAGACGAGGCGUUAACGCCAUUUCAUCUUAUGCAUGGUCGCAGCAUGUCUACGGGAAAGAAGGUUCUAACUACGGACGUUGUGUCUGUUAUGAGUCUCGAACAUUGCAAGAAACGGUUAUUCCACUUACGAAAGUUAUUGAAAGAUUUAUGGUCGAGAUUUCGUAGUAAUUAUCUAAAUGAACUUCGUCAGAUGAACAUUUACCGCAAGGAGAAAGGUGGAAAGGCUAGAAUGAUCGAACUCGGAGAUGUAGUGCUGAUCAAAGACGACGACCCUACACCGCGGACGCAAUGGAGAAUGGGCAAGGUUUUGAAUCUGGUGAAAGGUCGUGAUGAGAAAGUACGUGGCGCUAAACUGAAGGUGCUUUCUAAAACUGGAAAGCAGACAUACGUGUUUAGACCAAUUCAAAGAUUGAUUCCGUUCGAAAUUGUAGAAACAUCAAGAAACGAUCGUAGAGAUGAUAAUUCCGAAGGACAAUUGAAUGAAACGAUUGUAGAACUGCCGGAGAUCGAGAACAGUGAUGAAAACAGGAAACAACGCAAUGAUGGACGAGUUAGGAGAAAAGCAGCGAUCGAAGGGCAGAACAUGCGAAGAGCUCGUGAACAAUAUUAUUAA